Bursaphelenchus xylophilus (pine wood nematode) is the source of this 598-nucleotide messenger RNA. NCBI's taxonomy places the organism in Eukaryota, Metazoa, Nematoda, Chromadorea, Rhabditida, Aphelenchoididae. The record is from the annotation of a GenBank genome assembly.
AUGGUCAAAGUGAAGCAUAGGUAAGCUGAGGUUACAGCAUAAAAAUCUUCUUUCAGAUAUUUGUUAGCAGAAGUAAUAUACGAUGAUCCCAUGACAAGAAAUACGGCAACUGACUUGGAUAUACGUAAUGCUAUCAUGAAUAAAGUGGGUAUGCUACAUGGAGAUUUGGGCCAUGCGUCGACCCAAUCAUCCCUUCAAGUUAAAGUUUGCGAUUCCAUCUUCUCAGUUGUGGUGUUGAGAGUUGCCUCAGACGCCUUGAAUUAUGUUUCAUCUUCAAUUCCGUUCGUGGUUAGCGUGGGAAACAGCGAUGCCAUCCUCAGAGUGUUAUUCCAAGGUACGGAACCAUCCGUAUACUCUCAAUGUCUCACAUUUUAAGGUAGUUCAAUGCGAACUGUGGAGAAGAAACUGAUCGACUUCAACCUCAAGCUCUUUUACGCCAAACUCCAACGGAAGCCCCAUGGGGGUGAGUCGGCUCUGUUCUUUUACAAAAAUACAGAGAUUCCUUUUAUAUAAUUCCCCUUUUCCAGACGAAUCAAAUGCCCUAAGGACGGCGAUAGCCCGAGUGACCGGCUCGAAUGUAUCACACAUCAAACUUUGA